AUGGGUCAACACAGUCCGACCGAUGUGGCAAACUCGGCAAUACUUCAGAACCAAAUCACGAUCGCCUUUCUGACAAUCGCCUGGUUCUCCCUACUGUUGAGGAUAUGGACGCGAACUUGUGUCAUAUCAAACUUUGGUUGGGAUGAUGCUACGAUGAUACUCGCCUGUUGGGUCUUUAUGAGUGAAUGCGGUUACAUCAUGUCCAUGAUGAUAAUCAAGGUAUCGGUCUGUAUCUUCUUUGCUCGCAUCGUCGUUAAGCGUGCCCAUUUCAUCAUCAUAUACGUUACAGCUGGCGUCAACAUUGGAUCGUCUCUCACUGCCUUCUUUUACUGUCUCUUCAGAUGCGGACCUGAUCUAUCCAUAUACAUCCUUAACGAAUUCACCAAUAACUGCACUUCUGCAUCCACCGACUUGUUCAUGGGAUAUCAGCAAGGCGCCUUCAGCGCUCUGACAGAUAUAAUAUUCGUUAUACUGCCAGUCUUGCUUCUUUGGAACGCCCAAAUGGACUUGAGGUCUAAAUUAUCCAUCGGCUUCGUACUGUCCUUGGCAGCACUUGGAUGCAUCUGCUCGAUCAUACGCUUCCCCUAUAUAGACGGACUUGCGAGGACCAAGGAUUUCUUUUGGAACGUAGUCAACGUUUCCAUUUGGAGUACAAUAGAAGCAGGUGCUUGCAUCACUGCCGGGUGUAUAGCAACGCUAAGACCGCUUUUCAAACACGUCCUUCAUCGAGCAAGGGGCUCAAAUGCGCUGUCCGGGUCCAACACCACAACACUGUCAAGAAGCGGAAGGUCGACGCAGCAAUCUUAUACACCAAAGAGCGCACACGGUAGCUCAACGCCACAUUAUGAUAUUGCACUUGCGGAAAUCGAUCGAGACUGCUGCGGCGCCGAGGAUAAGCAGCCAGGAAUCGAAUAUUCACUUGAACCCAUCAGUAGCGUAUCUUUGGCACCAAACGGCGAGGAAGCAAUUACGCUUUCAUCCGACAUAGGCCAUACGCGCACAAGCAUGGACCCCAUCUUAGGAAGACAAGACUUGCCUGUUCCCGAGCUUGGUUGGCACUAUAGCUCGAGCGAGGGGCCCGGAAAAGAACCAGCAAAGAAUCAUGACCGAAGCGCGCGUGUAAGCUGGUCUUUCCGCAAAGACGCUGUCUUAGAUAUACCUCCGAUACUCCAGAGGCCUACCACUGCACCGGCGUCGCCGGAUUGUUAUGGAGAAGUAUGA
Messenger RNA from Pyrenophora tritici-repentis Pt-1C-BFP, 1221 nucleotides. NCBI's taxonomy places the organism in Eukaryota, Fungi, Ascomycota, Dothideomycetes, Pleosporales, Pleosporaceae. The record is from RefSeq and is a predicted model, not a curated record.